This is a messenger RNA of Solanum stenotomum, 1376 nucleotides long. Its product is annotated as amino acid transporter AVT6C. The transcript has 5 exons. The record is from RefSeq and is a predicted model, not a curated record. Gene Ontology annotation, molecular function: amino acid transmembrane transporter activity. Gene Ontology annotation, biological process: amino acid transmembrane transport. Bases 45 to 1361 code for a protein of 438 amino acids. NCBI's taxonomy places the organism in Eukaryota, Viridiplantae, Streptophyta, Magnoliopsida, Solanales, Solanaceae.
AAAAACCAUAAUAUGUAAAACAUAAAAACAACAAUAAUAAAAACAUGGCUCUAGCCAAAAAUGGUGCUGAAAUUCCCCUGUUACCAAAAACAGAACAAACUCUGUUUACAAGGGAAAAUCAGCAGCUGAUUUUGAGGGCAGUGUUCAACGUAUCGACGAGUAUAAUUGGUGCUGGGAUUAUGUCUGUUCCAGCAACUCUUAAGGUUUUAGGUGUAAUCCCAGGUUUUGUUUUGAUUAUUUUGGUUGCUCUUUUGGUUGACAUAUCAGUAGAGUUCAUGUUGAGGUUCACGUAUAGAGGCGAAUCGAAAACUUAUGCUGCAUUGAUGAAUGAGUCAUUUGGGAAAAUUGGUUCUGUUGCAGUUCAAAUAUGUAUCAUGAUAACAAAUCUUGGUUGCUUGAUCAUGUACCUUAUUAUUAUUGGAGAUGUUCUUUCUGGACAAGGAGAACAUCUUGGUGUUCUACAAGAAUGGUUUGGGAUUCACUGGUGGAACUCGCGUAAUUUCGCGAUCCUCUUCAUUGUCUUGUUUGUUAUGCUCCCUCUCGUCCUCUAUCGACGUAUUGAAUCAUUGUGGUUGAGUUCAGCAUUAGCUGUUCUGCUAGCAAUUGUAUUUGUUGUCAUAUGUUCAGUUAUGGCAAUCACAGCAAUACUAAAAGGGCAAACAGUAAGUCCAAGAAUGUUACCUAAGAUGGAUGAUGAAACAUCUUUUUUUAACCUUUUUACUGCUGUUCCUGUCAUUGUUACAGCAUUUACAUUUCACUUCAAUGUUCAUCCGAUUGCAACUGAGCUGGGAAAGCCUGCAGCUAUGUCUUCUGCUGUCAAGAUUUCACUAGUACUAUGUGCAGCUAUCUAUUUUUCAAUUGGGAUUUUCGGGUACCUUCUAUUCGGGGAUUCAAUCAUGCCAGACAUACUUGUAAAUUUCGACAAAUCAUCUGGUACUUCAGCGAUAAGUUCAAAGCUAAACGUUGUAGUUCGUCUGAGCUAUGCAUUUCACCUAAUGCUGGUGUUUCCCCUCUUGAACUUCUCCCUGAGAGCCAAUCUAGACGAACUCGUAUUCCCAAAGAAGCCCUUUUUGGCAACUGACACCAAACGAUUUGUGUGUCUUAGUUUAGUCUUGUUAGCCUUCUCAUAUGUAGCAGCCAUUUUUAUCCCAUCUAUAUGGUACAUUUUCCAGUUCAUGGGAACAACAACAGGUGUUUGCAUUGCCUUCAUAUUUCCAGGUGCAAUCGCCCUGAGAGAUGUUCACGGUAUAUCUUCAAGAAAAGAUAAGAUCAUUGCAGUGAUCAUGAUUGUUCAAGCAGUUGUGACUAGCUUUGUAACAAUUGCUACUAAUAUCUACAAUAUGAGUGGAAAUAGGACAUAGUUUAUAGCUUGUCAA